Penicillium argentinense is the source of this 441-nucleotide messenger RNA. RefSeq lists its product as uncharacterized. Bases 1 to 441 code for a protein of 146 amino acids. The record is from RefSeq and is a predicted model, not a curated record. Lineage: Eukaryota; Fungi; Ascomycota; Eurotiomycetes; Eurotiales; Aspergillaceae. The transcript is spliced from 3 exons.
AUGACAGAAACCCAAAGGAGAAUGAUGGUGGCAAUAAUUGUCUACCUUUUGAAGCCUGCAGACCUGCCAAACGAUGUCGUCGAGCAUGAACUUCUUGUCGUGAGCAAAUGUCUGGAAGGAUACCCAGAUCGCGAAUUGGCAACACCGGAGGAGGCAAACCUGGUCAACAGAUUGGGUGAGCUCGCCGAAAGGUCUCUGGAGAGGUCCGAUCAGACCAUAAUGAUGAACCGACGCAAAAUGGUGUUCACAUGCUGGAUCCUGUGUGGGAUUAUGGAUGCGUGGCACUGGGAUCCUCAAACCAUAUGGGAAAUGUUCGAGAAAGUAACGGCGGAAAGAGCCGUUGGACCAGUGGAUAGUCUUCGGGACAUUCUGAUAUACGACAACACCUUGAAGUUCAUACCUCCCUGUUUCGGCGCGCGUCGACGGUAUAAUCCUCGAUAA